This is a messenger RNA of Rhizophagus irregularis DAOM 181602=DAOM 197198, 815 nucleotides long. NCBI's taxonomy places the organism in Eukaryota, Fungi, Glomeromycota, Glomeromycetes, Glomerales, Glomeraceae. The record is from RefSeq and is a predicted model, not a curated record.
UUAAAAAAAUGAAAGGUAUCCUAAAUCAUUUUCGUUCACGAUAUAAUACAUUUUCACUUAAUUGUCGUUAUAAUUCUUCAUUAUCGAGUUCUUCAUUACAAUAUUUCGAUUUAAGCCACAUCCAUUCAAUUCCUUCUAACUUAACUCCUAAAUUCUGUAUAACGGAUUUUAUUCUUUUUCCGGACCAUUUUACACUACGGGAACAAGCAUUUUUAACAACUCGUUCCUUAGAAAAAUUAAAAAGAGUUUUUGGUAAAAGGACAAUAUAUCAACCUUCGCAUUUUGAUCACGUCAUACACAAUUAUAGAGAAUGUCAAGUAACUAGUUGGACUAAUGGUGAUAAUGAAAUUGAACAAGAGAUCAAUGAUUUAUUAGACAAUAAAGUUUACAAUUUAUUUUCUAAAAUUAAAUGGCUCCCCAUUCAUAUUUUGGAAUUGGCCGAGUCUAUUGGUGGAAUUAAACCCCAUGUUGAUAACAUUGAGUAUUCUGGUAACAUUGUUGUCGGAAUUUGUUUAAUUUCUCCUACUGUAAUGAUACUUAGACAUAUAAAUAAUCCCGAAUGUAAAUUUUCCGUUUUAUUAGAACCUGGGUGUCUUUACGUUCAAAGAGAUACAAUUAGAUACAAUUUCACUCAUGAAAUUCCUAUCGAUCCUGAAUUACAUAAAUUUAAAAAUAAUCUUAUACCAAAGGGACAUAGAAUUUCCCUAAUGUUUAGGAAUGUCAAGUAAUAAUUUGAUAAGAAUGCUAAAUAAUAAAUAUUUUUUAAUUUAUAUCUUUUAUAAUAGUGUUAAUUGUUAAUAUAAUCCCCUUUCUCA